GAUCAUCCUUUCUUUCAUAUACACCUCAAACUACACCAGUUCAUUCAAAUGAUGUUUAUGUAGUUUCACCUACCACGCCACAAAUUGAUACAAAUCUUUGGUUUAUUGACUCAUUUACGUCCAAUAAUACAUCAUUAGUUGCUCAACAAUCCAAUCUAAUUACAAAUAAUAAUACUUUACGAAAAAAACAAGAAAAUUUUAAAGUAUGCUCAGAUUGUGGAACAGAUCAAACUUCAACAUGGCGUAAAUAUGGAACAAGUCAUUUGUGUAAUCCAUGUGGAAUUUAUCGUACAAAGUAUGGAAUUCAACGUCCGACUUAUCGUGAUGUUGAUGGUAAGAUUAGGAUUAAGAGAAGAAAUACUCAACAAAAUAGAGAAUGUGCGAAUUGUAGAACUACUGAAACACCAUGUUGGAGAAAGCUUGAAGAAAGGAGAUUAUGUAAUAAGUGUUGUUUGUAUCAAAAAUUACAUGGUCAUCCAAGGCCACAAAAAAUUCGGG
This is a messenger RNA of Dentiscutata heterogama, 498 nucleotides long. The record is from the annotation of a GenBank genome assembly. Lineage: Eukaryota; Fungi; Glomeromycota; Glomeromycetes; Diversisporales; Gigasporaceae.